AUGAACCAAGAGAGCAUGAAUUGCGAUUCUUCGAUUCUUUGGCGGAAUGUGGGAUGUUGCGAUACUUACAAGGGUUCUCAUUUCGAUACUAUUGGAAAUCUUUCAUCUAGACUUGAAGUUUUUGAAAUAGCAGUUGCACACAUCAGUGGCUUCAUUCCCACUAGUACAGGCAAACAUGAGCGAUUUUCAUCAAAGUUUCCUUUGAUCCUUUGGAAAAUGAGUGGUCCUCUCUAUCUAGAUGCGUCGCAGAAUUCAAUAGAGGGAGAGGUUCCAGAGGAUAUUGGAGGACUGAAGGCCAUUGUAGAGCUAACUCUUUCCAGUACUAUUCCUAAGUCGUUGGAGAAGCUCUCAUACCUUAAAAGCAUUAAUGUCUCAUUUAAUAUUUUACAUGGUGAAAUUCCCGAUGGUGGUGUGUUUGCAAAUUCCACUCGCAAUUAUUUUCGGGCAACAAAGGUCUAUGUGGAAUGCACAUUUCAGAGGUCUCGCUGUGCUCUCACUAAUCUUCGACAACAAUCCUUGUCUAAGGAGCUUCUGCUAAAAAUUGUUACUCCAGUUAUUAUUUCAUCCUUUCUAAUAUUAUUGUUGGUCUCAAUUGGAUAA
Lycium ferocissimum is the source of this 600-nucleotide messenger RNA. Its product is annotated as leucine-rich repeat receptor-like serine/threonine-protein kinase BAM3. The record is from RefSeq and is a predicted model, not a curated record. The transcript has 3 exons. The coding region runs from base 1 to 600 and encodes 199 amino acids. Lineage: Eukaryota; Viridiplantae; Streptophyta; Magnoliopsida; Solanales; Solanaceae.